Molecule: messenger RNA, 5851 nt
Organism: Oryctolagus cuniculus (rabbit)
Lineage: Eukaryota; Metazoa; Chordata; Mammalia; Lagomorpha; Leporidae
Source: RefSeq, a predicted model, not a curated record
GAUUCUACAUGCAUGAGAUCAAGCCAAAUAAUCUAAGGACCAAGCCUGACCAGAAACACAUGCAAUAGUCUUCCACUGUCCUUUUCAUCCUUGCCGUGACAGAGUACCCCUGCAAAAGCUUCCACCAGUGGUCUUCUCAAAAAAGGUUACAGGUACUAUUUCCUGAAAGAGCAGACCACAGUGUCAGCAGAGCCUCAGGCUGCCUGCAGUGCCCUACCAUCACCUGGCUGGCCCACACAAGGUGAGAAUAACCAGAACUCACCCGGAAACAUGGCUGUGAGCCUUCGGCCCCUGUUGCUGCUGCUGUCCUGUGCAGUGACUCUGGCCCCUAAUGGAUCUCAGUCUCUGGACCGUGGUCUCUCCUUCCUGAAGUCAUUGCUCUCCACUCUGGACCAGGCUCCCCAGGACUCCCUCAGCCACUCCAGGAUCUCUGCAUUCCUGGCCAAUAUUUCUUCUUCCUUUGAGCUUGGGAGAAUGGGAGAGGGUCCUGUAGGGGAGCCUCCACCUCUCCAGCCCCCUGCACUUCGGCUCCAUGAUUUCCUAGUGAUGCUGAGAGGCAGUCCGGACUGGGAGCCGAUGCUUGGGCUGCUGGGGGACGUGCUGGCACUGCUGGGACAGGAGCAGACUCCCCGAGAUUUCCUGGUGCACCAGGCAGGUGUGCUGGGUGGACUGGUAGAGGUGCUGCUGGGAACCUUAGUUCCUGGGGGGCCCCCUGCCCCAACACGUCCCCCAUGCACCCGUGACGGGCCCCCCGAUUGUGUCCUGGCUGCUGACUGGUUGCCUUCUCUAUUGCUAUUGUUAGAAGGCACACGCUGGCAGGCCCUGGUGCAGGUGCAACCUAGUGUGGAACCCACCAAUGCCACGGGUCUCGACGGGAGAGAGCCAGCCCCUCACCUUUUGCAGGGUCUGUUGGGUUUGCUUACCCCAGCAGGGGAGCUAGGCUCCGAGGAGGCUCUUUGGGGCGGUCUGCUGCGCACAGUGGGGGCACCCCUCUAUGCUGCUUUCCAGGAAGGGCUGCUCCGUGUCACUCACUCCCUGCAGGAUGAGGUCUUUUCCAUUCUGGGGCAGCCAGAGCCAGAUGCAAAUGGGCAGUGCCAGGGAGGUAACCUUCAACAGCUGCUCUUAUGGGGUGUCCGGCACAACAUUUCCUGGGAUGUCCAGGCACUGGGCUUUCUCUCUGGAUCGCCUCCUCCGCCCCCUGCCCUGCUCCACUGCCUGAGUGCCGGUGUGCCUCUGCCCAGGGCGUCCCAGCCCUCAGCCCACAUCAGACCUCGCCAGCGGAGAGCCAUCUCUGUGGAGGCCCUCUGCGAGAACCACUCCGGCCCAGCACCACCCUACAGCAUUUCCAACUUCUCCAUCCACUUGCUCUGCCAGCACGCCAAGCCUGCCACCCCACAGCCCCCUCCCAGCACCGCUGCCACCUGCCAGACAGCUGUGUGGUAUGCAGUCUCGUGGGCCCCAGGGGCCCAAAGCUGGCUACAGGCCUGCCACGACCAGUUUCCCAAUCAGUUUCUAGAUGUGAUCUGUGGCAACCUCUCCUUUUCAGUCCUGUCUGGCCCCAACCGCCGCCUGGUAAAGCGGCUCUGUGCUGGCCUGCUCCCACCCCCCACCAGCUGCCCUGAAGGCCUGCCCCCUGUUCCCGUUACCCCAGAGAUGUUCUGGGGUUGCUUCUUAGAGAACGAGACUCUGUGGGCUGAGCGACUGUGUCGGGAGGCAAGUCUGCAGGCCGUGCCCCCCAGCAACCAGGCUUGGAUACAGCAUGUGUGCCAUGGCCCCACCACAGAUGCUACUGCUUCCCCGCCCUGCCACAUCGGACCCUGUGGGGAGCGCUGUCCAGAUGGAGGUGGCUUCCUGGUGAUGGUCUGUGCCAAUGACACCAUGUAUGAGGCCCUGGUGCCCUUCUGGCCUUGGCUAGCAGGCCAGUGCAGGAUAAGCCGUGGGGGCAAUGACACUUGCUUCCUAGAAGGGCUGCUGGGCCCCCUUCUGCCCUCUCUGCCACCACUGGGACCAUCUCCACUCUGCCUGACCCCUGCUCCUUUCCUGCUUGGCAUGCUGUCCCAGUUGCCACGCUGUCAGUCCUCUGUGCCAGCCCUUGCCCACCCUACACGCCUGCACUAUCUCCUGCGCCUGCUGACCUUCCUCUUGGGUCCAGGGGCCGGAGGGGCUGAGGCCCAGGGGACGUUGGGUCGUGCCCUGCUUCUUUCCAGUCUCCCAGACAACUGCUCCUUCUGGGAUGCCUUCCGCCCAGAGGGCCGGCGCAGUGUGCUGCGGACAGUCGGGGAGUACUUGGAACAGGAGGAGCAGCCGACUCUGCCAGACUUUGAACCUACCGUCAGCCACAGCUCUGGAAUAGGCAAGAUGGAGCUGCUGUCCUGCUUCAGCCCCGUGCUGUGGGAUCUGCUCCAGAGGGAGAAGAGUGUCUGGGCCCUGCAGAUUCUAGUGCAGGCAUAUCUGCACAUGCCCCCGGAAAAUCUCCAGCAACUUGUGCUUUCCGCAGAGACAGAAGCUGCCCAGGGCUUCCUGACACUCAUGCACCGUUCCUGGGCCCAGCUGCAGGUACCACCAUCGGAGGAGCAGGCCCUGGGUCGCCUGACAGCCCUGCUGCUCCAGCGGUACCCACGCCUGACCUCCCAGCUCUUCAUUGACCUGUCACCACUCAUCCCCUUCUUGGCUGUCUCUGACCUGAUGCGCUUCCCACCAUCCCUGUUGGCCAAUGACAGUGUCCUGGCUGCCAUCCGGGAUUACAGCCCAGAAAUGAGGCCUGAGCAGAAGGAGGCUUUGGCAAAGCGACUGUUGGCCCCUGAGUUGUUUGGGGAAGUGCCUGCCUGGCCCCAGGAGCUGUUGUGGGCAGCCCUGCCCCUUCUCCCCCACCUCCCUCUGGAGAACUUUCUGCAGCUCAGCCCUCACCAGAUCCAGGCCCUGGAGGACAGCUGGCCAGCAGCAGGUCUCGGGCCAGGGCAUGCUCGACACGUGCUGCGCAGCCUGGUGAACCAGAGUGUUGAGGAUGGCGAGGAGCAGGUGCGCAGGCUUGGGUCCCUUGCUUGUUUUCUGAGCCCUGAAGAGUUGCAGAGCCUGGUGCCCUUGAAUGAUCCAAUGGGGCCAGUAGAACGGGGGCUGCUGGAAUGUGCGGCUAAUGGGACCCUCAGCCCAGAAGGACGGGUGGCGUACGAACUUCUGGGGGUGUUGCGCUCAUCUGGCGGAGCCGUGCUAAGCCCCCGAGAGCUGCGAGCCUGGGCUCCUCUCUUCCCUCAGCUGGGCCUCCGCUUCCUGCAGGCGCUCUCAGAGCCCCAGCUUCGAGCCAUGCUUCCUGCCCUGCAGAGAACCAGUGUCACCCCUGCCCAGGCUGUCCUAUUGCUUGGCCGGCUCCUCCCUAGGCACGAUCUGUCCCUGGAGGAACUCUGCUCCUUGCACUCUCUGCUGCCAGGCCUCAGUCCCCAGACACUCCAGGCCAUCCCCAGACGAGUUCUGGUUGGCGCCUGUUCCUGCCUGGCCCCGGAACUGUCGCGUCUCUCAGCCUGCCAGACUGCAGCACUGCUUCAGACCUUCCGGGUGAAAGAUGGCGUUAAAAACGCGGGUACAACAGGUGCUGGUGCAGGUGCAGCCGUGUGUGUCCCUGGUCAGCAGCCCAUCCCCACCACCUGGCCAGACUGCCUGCUUCCUCUGCUCCCAUUAAAACUGCUACAGCUGGACUCUGCAGCUCUUCUGGCAAACCGAAGGCGCUACCGGGAGCUGCCCUGGGCCGAGCAGCAGGCCCAGUUUCUCUGGAAGAAGAUGCAAGUGCCCACCAACCUGACCCUUAGAAGUCUGCAGGCUCUGGGAAACCUGGCAGGGGGCAUGUCCUGUGAGUUUCUGCAGCAGAUCAACUCCAUGGCAGACUUCCUGGAAGUGGUACACAUGCUCUAUCAACUAUCUACUGGGGUUCGAGGGAGCCUGAGGGCCUGUAUCUGGACAGACCUGCAGCGCAGAAUGACAAUGCCAGAGCCAGAGUUGACAACCCUGGGGCCAGAACUGAGUGGACUGGACACCAGAUUACUUCUGGACUCACCGAUCCAGCUGCUGGAUAGACUCUCCAAUGAAUCCAUUAUGCUGAUGGUGGAGCUGGUACAAGGAGCUCCAGACCAACUGCUGGCACUGACCCCACCCCACCAGGCAGCCCUGGCAGAGAAAGCACUACAAAACCUGGCUCCAAAGGAGACCCCAGUCUCAGGGGAAGUACUGGAGACAUUGGGCCCCUUGGUCGGAUUCCUGGGGACAGAGAGCACACGACGGAUCCCCCUACCAAUCCUGCUGUCCCGGCUCAGUCAGCUGCAGGGCUUCUGCUUAGGAGAGACGUUUGCCACAGAGCUGGGAUGGCUGUUGUUGCAGGAGCCUGUUCUUGGGAAACCAGAAUUGUGGAGCCAGGAUGAAGUAGAGCAAGCUGGACGUCUAGUAUUCACCUUGUCUACUGAGGCUAUUUCAUUGAUCCCCAGGGAGGCAUUGGGCCCAGAGACUUUGGAGCGACUUCUAGAAAAGCAACAGAGCUGGGAGCAGAGCAGAGUUGGACAGCUGUGUGGAAGUCCACACCUUGCUCCCAAGAAAGCAGCCCUGGUAGCUGGGAUUGUACGGCCAGCUGCUGAGGAUCUCCCAGAACCUGUGCCAAAUUGUGCAGAUGUGCGGGGGACCUUCCCAGCUGCCUGGUCUGCAACCCAGAUUGAAGAGAUGGAGCUCUCAGACUUCGAGGACUGCCUGGCACUAUUUGCAGGAGACCCAGGACUUGGGCCUGAGGAACUACGGGCAGCCAUGGGCAAGGCAAAGCAGUUGUGGGGUCCUCCCCGGGGAUUCCGCCCUGAGCAGAUCCUGCAGCUGAGUAGGCUCUUAAUAGGUCUAGGAGAGCGGGAACUGCAGGAGCUCAACCUGGUGGACUGGGGAGUGCUGAGCACCCUGGGGCAGAUAGAUGGCUGGAGCUCCAUCCAGCUCCGGGUUGUGGUCUCCAGUUUCCUACGGCAGAGUGGUCGGCAUGUAAGCCAUCUGGACUUCAUUCACCUGACAGCGCUCGGUUACACACUCUGUGGACUUCGGCCAGAAGAGCUACAGCACAUCAGCAGCUGGGAAUUUAGCCAAGCAGCUCUCUUCCUGGGCAACCUGCGUCUCCAGUGCUCAGAGGAACAAUUGGAGGUUCUGGCCCACCUCCUGGUGCUGCCCGGUGGCUUUGGCCCAGUCAGUAACUGGGGCCCUGAGAUCUUCACUGAAAUUGGCACAAUAGCAGCUGGGAUCCCAGAUCUGGCGCUCUCAGCACUGCUUCGAGGACAGAUCCAGGGCCUUACUCCUCUUGCCAUUUCUGUCAUCCCUCCUCCGAAAUUUGCUGUGGUGUUCAGCCCCACUCAGCUGUCUAGUCUCACCAAUGUUCAGGCUACGGCUGUCACUCCUGAGCAAAUGGCCCUUCUGAGUCCUGAGCAGCGACAAGCAGUUAUAUGGGCCCAAUAUGAGGGAAAGGAGAUCCCAGAACAGCAGGGUCGAAACACAGCCAGGGGCCUCCAGGACUGGUUACAAGCCUCCUGGGCCCUGUCAUUGACCAUCAGCUUCCUUGGCCACCUACUCUGAGCCUGUGUCUACAGCCUGGGGAGAUUGUUGGGAGGGAAACCUCAUGUCAUAAUGAAUAAAGUACAAAUGGAAGUGAAUCCUAAUCAUUCUCAGGAAGCUGAUGAGGAAUAUGGGUAAAAUGUUAAUGCUUUCCACCCACCUAAGAAUCAGUAUUCCUGGCAUGCCAUAUCUUGAGUCUCCUUAAGUCACAAAUAAUCCCACUGUUUCUUCUUUUCUUGGAGGCUGCCUACUCCUUUCCCCACCAAUAGAAACAACACAGACAGCUGGAACA